Molecule: messenger RNA, 1504 nt
Organism: Thalassophryne amazonica
Lineage: Eukaryota; Metazoa; Chordata; Actinopteri; Batrachoidiformes; Batrachoididae
Gene: nr2e3
Product: nuclear receptor subfamily 2, group E, member 3
Exons: 8
Coding region: 30-1352 (440 amino acids)
Biological process (GO): negative regulation of transcription by RNA polymerase II; positive regulation of transcription by RNA polymerase II; cell differentiation
Molecular function (GO): zinc ion binding; RNA polymerase II cis-regulatory region sequence-specific DNA binding; nuclear receptor activity
Source: RefSeq, a predicted model, not a curated record
GGGGGGCAUUCUUAGCCAAAAAAAAAAAAAUGGAGGACCACCUAUCAAAGAUACCCAUGAUUCCUUCUGCCUCUCCUACUGAAUCGUCUGGAAGCGGUGGCACUGAUGACAACAGAGGAGCCAAGAGUCCUGGCCCGGGAAAAGCUCUGAGCCCGGCGCUGGUCUGUAAAGUGUGUGGAGACACCAGCAGUGGGAAACAUUACGGCAUCUACGCCUGCAACGGCUGCAGCGGCUUCUUCAAGCGCAGCGUGAGGAGGAGGCUCAUUUACAGGUGUCAGGCCGGAACAGGCAUGUGUCCAGUGGACAAACCUCAUCGCAACCAGUGUCAGGCAUGCCGACUGAAGAAAUGCCUACAGGCGGGCAUGAAUAAGGACGCCGUGCAGAAUGAGCGGCAGCCCCGCAGCACCUCUCAGGUCCAUCUGGAUUCCAUUGACAUGGACCCGGAGAAGGAGCACCUGGCCACCACAAGAGAGCCCACUUCCUCUUCCUCAUUCUCUUCCUCGUCUUCUUCAUCCGCGUCGUCCUCCUCAAGUGGUUCUGUCAUCACGUGGCCUCAUAUCACAUCUUCCAUGGCCAUUAGCUCAUCUGUGGCCUCCCAGCGCUGCAUCAGUCCACAGAACAACCACCGCUUCAUGGCCAGUCUCAUGACAGCCGAGACCUGCGCCAAGCUGGAACCUGAGGACGGUGAGGAAGUUGACGAGAACAUCGAUGUCACCAGCAAUGAGCCAGAGCGAGAAUCUUCGGCGUACCACAUGGCUCUGUUCCCGUCUGGCUCAGAAAAUGUGUACGAGACCUCGGCCAGGCUUCUCUUCAUGUCUGUGAAAUGGGCCAAGAACCUGCCGGUGUUUUCCAACCUGCCUUUCAGAGACCAGGUCAUCCUGCUGGAGGAGGCAUGGAGUGAACUCUUCUUGCUCUGUGCCAUCCAGUGGUCUCUGCCUCUGGACAGCUGCCCGCUGCUCUCACUGACAGAUCUGUGCCCGGGCAUGCAGGGGAAAACCAGCUACACCAGCCUGGACCUGCGCCUCCUGCAGGAAGCCUUCAGCCGUUUCAAGGGGCUGGCUGUUGACCCCACAGAGUUCGCCUGCCUCAAGGCCGUCGUCCUCUUCAAACCAGAAACACGUGGCCUCAAAGAUCCAGAACAAGUGGAGAACCUGCAGGAUCAGUCUCAAGUGAUGCUGGGACAACACAUCCGCUCACACUAUCUCAGUCAGCCCGCCAGGUUUGGAAAGUUGCUGCUUCUGCUGCCUUCUCUGUGUUUCGUGACAUCUGAGCGGAUCGAGCUGCUGUUCUUCCACAGGACCAUCGGAAACACGCCCAUGGAGAAGCUGUUGUGUGACAUGUUCAAAAACUAGAUUAUUAGUCAUUGAUUAUUAGCUUCACAGAACAGUAUUCAUCAAAGAAGUGAUUUUUCUAUAUACAUAACAGAGAUUCUGCUGGAUUUUUUUUUUUUUUGAAAGGCUGUUAUAUUGUGGAUUCCUUAUCAAGUCAUUCCAGGUGAAAAUGU